Molecule: messenger RNA, 2853 nt
Organism: Megalops cyprinoides (Indo-Pacific tarpon)
Lineage: Eukaryota; Metazoa; Chordata; Actinopteri; Elopiformes; Megalopidae
Product: cadherin-like protein 26
Exons: 17
Coding region: 35-2548 (837 amino acids)
Biological process (GO): adherens junction organization; homophilic cell-cell adhesion; multicellular organism development
Cellular component (GO): adherens junction; plasma membrane; catenin complex
Molecular function (GO): cadherin binding; calcium ion binding
Source: RefSeq, a predicted model, not a curated record
CAAGAGAAUCGCAGCUGUCUGGAGCGCCUACAUCAUGAGAUCUCUUAUAAAGCUUGUGGUCCUGUUCUUUGCCUCAGUGGGUGCUUCUUCUGCAGAGAGCAGAACACGUCACAAGAGAGCCUGGAUCAUAGACUCAUUCAGCAUUGAGGAAGAACAUCCCGGGCCUUUCCCGUACGUGCUUGGAAAAAUUCAUCUUGACCGCAAUUACCGGGUGGCAUUUAGACUCCAUGGAAGUGGAGUUGAUGAAGAUCCAAAGGACAUCCUGCAUAUCAAUGAAGACACUGGAAUCAUUUCUGUUAAGGGAAGAGUGGACUAUGAGCAGUAUCCAGUGUUGAGACUCACGUUUGAAGCCAGAAAUGUCUCCAAUUUGAAACUGGACACCAAGUUGGGUGUGGAGAUAAAUGUGCUGGACAUAAAUGACCACCCACCAAAAUUUCAGAUGGAUGUGUAUGAAACUUCAGUUGAAGAAUCAGACAUACAAGGAACAUCUGUAAUUACUGUGCUGGCCAUAGAUCAUGACAAACCAGAAACCUCAAAUUCAACGUUUGAUUACAGAAUUAUUUCUGUGACCCCCAAUGUACCAAAUGUAGAGUUCUUCAUUGAAGAUAAUGGAAGAAUCUCUUUCAGGGGGUGUUUGGAGUAUGAGAAAGCUGAUAAAUACUCCAUUGUGGUUGAAGCAAAAGAUCAUGGGGAAGCAGUUCGUCUCUCAAGCUCUUGCACCGUCAUUGUUCAUGUUCAGGACAAAAACAACCACAUGCCCACUAUCAGUGGUCGCACGGGGACAGGCAGAGUAAAAGAGGGGGAGUCUGGGAUAUCUCUUCUCCGACUGCAUGUCACAGAUAAAGACACAAAGAGCACCGCGGCAUGGAGAGCAAGAUACAUGAUAUACGGAGACACAGGAGAGCACUUUAAGAUUGACACUGACCCAGAAACUAAUGAUGGAAUCCUGACGGUCAUAAAGCCUCUGGACUUCGAGGAGGGUGCAGAGAGACACCUGUCAAUCAGUGUGGAGAACGAGGAGCCUUACUUCUCCUGCCAGGUGAAGAGGAAGACGUCCACGGGCCUGUGGAAGGUGACCAACAUCAAAGGCAACUCAGAAAAUAUGGCUGUUCCUGCACCUCUCUCUGUGAACAUCACCAUAACAGUGGAUGACAUCAACGACCCCCCAGAAUUCAAAUUCUCAGUGACGGAGGCUAUGGUAGAGGAAAACACUGACAUUGGAUACCCACUGGCGAACUGCAUCGCCGUUGAUCCAGAUGGCAUCUCCAUACAUGACUUGGUGUAUGUAAAGGGUGAUGACCCUGGAGACUGGGUGAAUGUGGACCCCAAAACCGGCCAAAUUACAACAGCUAAGAUACUGGACAGAGAAUCAGUCCAUGUGGUGAAUAACACCUACAUUGUAACCAUAUACGCUGUAGAUAAUGGUGAGCCUCCCAUGACUGGUACAGGGACGUUUACAAUCCACUUGACGGACCAGAAUGACAACCUGCCCCUGCUGGAGGUAAACAUACUGGACAUGUGUUUGUCGAAUGAAGCCACAGUGGCCUCCAUCAACGCGUAUGACCUGGAUGGAGCUCCAUAUGGCAGCCCUUUUAAAUUUGAGCUGCUUGGUGACGUGGAGGGAAAAUGGAGUCUUGACCCCAACUACGGGACCACUGUUAACCUGGUGAAGGAGAGCUUAGUUUACUCUGGACACCAUGAGCUGCAGCUGAAGAUCUACGACAUGCAGGGGCAGUCCUCAGUCCAGAACCUCUCUGUCACUGUGUGUGACUGUUCUAUCACUCCAAACUGUCUGCUCCGUGGAGCUACUGGCUCCCGACUUGGGGGUGGUGCUAUCGGGAUCAUGUUUGUGGCCUUGCUUGCGUUACUUGUUUUGCUGCUUUUGGCCCUUCUCCUGUCCUGUGAGAAAGAGAAAAUUGCCUUCCCGUUCUACCCUGCUUCAGGAGAUGCACUUCUCCCCUCAAACAUCGAAACACCUGGAACUGAUUGCAAGAUUCCUGAUGCAUUUCAAGAGUCCCAAGUGGACAAGGGCCAUGUAGAAAUAUCUAAAGGUCUUUAUGGGCACAAUGGUGUAUUUCAACAGACCCACAUCAGUCAGCAUGCUGGAAAUCAAAACUCAAGUUAUCAAGAUUUCUACCAAAACUUGGAGGGACAGUGUUGUGAUCUACAUGGUGGUAAUUCAACAUACAAGAGCAUGACUGUGCAUUCACAGAGCAAGAGCAACCACUAUAAGGGAUCGAUGCUGAGUAGUAAAUAUUCGGCCUCGCGUCACAACACUUUUUCCUCAAGAAAGGAAGCCCUUACAUCUUUGAUAUAUCAGAGGCUGGGUUCAAUCCAGGCACCUGGACAGGAGCUGUGUGAUUACGACCCCAAACAGUACGCUUAUGAGGGAGACUCAGAGUCGGAUCCAGAGCUGGACGCCAUCUCCAUUGACGGGAACAAGUUUGAUCCAAAUGAGCUUCGAGACCUGGACCCCAGAUUUCUUAAACUAGCCACUCUAUGCAGUCCCAGCCCAACACUGCAUUCGACAAACACCAGCACAUGUUAGGAGAAUGUACAGACCUGUGCAACCAGAGUAAGAGAACAGGUCCUGCUGUGGCUGUCCGUUAUUCCUGGGGGGGCUGAAAUGCAGGAGUCCACAGAGCAGCAUAGAUGCAACUGCUACUUACUGUUACUGAACCAUGGAAACCGGAACGGAAAAAAAAAAAACUUAACUAAAGGGUGGCAACAAACAAAGGAGGAAUUGGUUACAAAGGGGUGCAACAGAACACAUAGUGAGCCAUGGUCAUUUUCAUGGCAGCAAGGAAUGGAAAAAAAAACAAGAAACCCGACAAACUCACAUUACUUUGUGAU